Messenger RNA from Girardinichthys multiradiatus, 1957 nucleotides. It is a transcript of the gene rnpc3, whose product is annotated as RNA-binding region (RNP1, RRM) containing 3. The coding region runs from base 25 to 1617 and encodes 530 amino acids. Lineage: Eukaryota; Metazoa; Chordata; Actinopteri; Cyprinodontiformes; Goodeidae. The transcript is spliced from 16 exons. Gene Ontology annotation, cellular component: U12-type spliceosomal complex. Gene Ontology annotation, biological process: mRNA splicing, via spliceosome. The record is from RefSeq and is a predicted model, not a curated record. Gene Ontology annotation, molecular function: protein binding; U12 snRNA binding; pre-mRNA intronic binding.
AGAAGGAGGCAGCAGUACUCUGAAAUGUACCUCGGCUGCCCGAAAAAGAGAGAAGAAGAUUUACCGGAAGACCUGCUUGUUUACAGGGAACUUGAGGAGGAAAUGGGGGAAAAUGAAGACUUGGCCAAAACGAACCGCAGCAGAACGCUGCUUGUCCGCCACUUACCAGCUGAGCUCAAUCAGGAUGAGAAGGAGGAGCUCCUGAAGUAUUUUGGUGCCGAGUCAGUUAGAGUCUUUUCGACCCGGGGACGUUUGAAACAUGCAGCCUUUGCGACAUUUAAAAGCGAGAAGAUGGCAGCAAAAGCUCUCAGUAGGCUCCAUCAGUUACAGAUUCUGAAUCAGACCCUUAUUGUGGAAUUUGCGUCAGGCCAAGACAAUUUCACAGUUUUAAAGGACCCCCCAGUGUCUGAUGGUCAUGUCAAAGACAAGCAGAAGACACAGCAGAGCAAACAACCAAAUAUCCCUCUCAUAGAGACUGGUGUUUGUCCUAGCCUCGGGAUGAAAUUUCAUUCAAAUCCCACGCUGAAAUAUUUAUACCCACCGCCCUCCAACAGCAUCCUCACAAAUAUAACACAUGCCCUCAUUGCUGUGCCAAAGUUUUAUGUCCAAGUGCUUCAUCUGAUGAACAAGAUGAAUUUACCGUGUCCGUUUGGUCCCGUCACAGCAAGACCGCCCAUGUUUGAGCUCCUGCGUCCUGCUCCACCCAUCCCCAUGCCUCCCCCUCUCCCCCCUCACUAUCCCCCUUUACCAGAGGAGGAGCUGGAGCGAUCUGGCGAGGAAGAGUCGGAAUAUGAGAGUGGGGAUGAUGAAGAUAAAGAGAGGAUUGUUCGUUUGAUGGGCCUGGUCAACCAAGCAUGCAAAAGACCCCUGAGACCCAAAACAGCUUCAAAGAGAAAGAAGCCCAAGAUCAAGGAUCUGCUCUACACUCCAAAGCCAGGCUCUCAGAGUGCUCCGGUUCUGCAGCCUUCCGAUGUGUUUGAGAACCCGAACCCUGCGGGUCUGAAAAAAAUAGAGUUUCACAUCUCGUCAGAGGUGGCAGCUGUUGUGGAAGGAAGCCAGCCUGAUGUGGAUGGCAAAGAUGAGAGCGAGAGCGCCUCCGGCAGCAGCAACCAGGAGAUGGCAGUUGCUGAAGGUUUUGGGAAGCUCUAUCCCAGCGCUCAAUCGAACCAGCAGCAAGACGAGCACAGCGACGACGAACAGGACCUCAUGUCAGAUGUCAUCUCCAGGAAGGAGCUGGAGAAAGGCCGGCUGUCGAAAGACGAGAUAAAAAGGAUGUCUGUUUUUAAAAACUAUGAAGCUGGUGAGCCGACCUGCAGACUGUACGUGAAAAACAUCGCAAAGCCGGUGGAGGAGAAGGACCUGAGGUACAUCUAUGGGAGAUACAUUGACCUGUCAUCAGAGGCUGAGAGAAACAUGUUUGACAUUGUGUUAAUGAAGGAGGGGCGGAUGAAAGGCCAAGCCUUCAUAGGACUCCCAAACGAGCGGAUCGCAGAAAAAGCCCUGCGGGAAACCAACGGCUUCGUUCUCAACGACAAACCUCUCGUCGUCCAAUUCGCAAGAUCUGCAAGACCGAAACAAGACAGCGCAGACAGCAAGAAGGGCCCAAAGCAGCGGUGAAACCAGCAGAUACCAAGGCUUGAUAUUGUGGCUCUGGAGAACCAUUUGUAUCCUUACUUUGACAUAUCCUUUGGAGGAGCAACACCCCUAUAGAAAAUGGACACAGUUUAAUUAUAGUCACUGCUGUACAGACAGAGCUGGAAACUGUCUUGUAGUUUACAUUUAAAGGAACUGAGCAUUGUUCUUUCUGUAGCCUAUUUAUUUAUUUUCUUUCCACUGUUUUAUGUUAUUUUUUUUAUUACUUACUGGUUGUUUUCCUCCUUUGACUGAAUAGGUGCUGGUCAUCGGAGACUCUCUUCCUCUUUUUUUUUUUACAUUAUUAAAUAAAAUAUUUUCCUCA